AUGGCGAAAGACCGGUUUCGCGAAAGACCACAUAACCAAAUCCGGAAAUGUCGAAUCAGCAGUUAUGGUGGUGUGCUGUGUUACUGGAUAGCUGGAGAUUCAGAUUCCAUAGGCUGUCUGCCCUGCCCUCUUGAAGAAUGGCCCAAUGAAAAGAAGGAUAAAUGUAUUCAGAGAGCUACAGAAUUUCUGUCCUAUGAUGAUCCCUUGAGUAUUGCUUUAACCUCCAUCAUAGUUAUGGGUUUGUUUCUUACAGUUACGAUCCUGAUUAUAUUUAUCAGGUUUAAUGACACCCCUAUUGUGAAGGCCAAUAAUCGGAACCUCAGUUAUCUGCUCCUCAUAACUCUUAUGGUCUGUUUCCUGUGCUCUUUUAUUUUUAUUGGAUACCCUAAUGGACUGACCUGUAGACUUCGUCAAGCUGUGUUUGGUAUAUCAUUUGUUCUUUCUGUCUCUUGUGUACUUGCUAAAACUAUUAUGGUAGUUGUUGCCUUCAAUGCAACCAAACCCAACAGCAAGUUCAAAGGAUGGGUGGGACCACAACUGUCUUACACACUUGUGUCACUGUGCACACUUGCUCAGCUUAUUAUAUGUGUCACUUGGAUUGCUUGGUCUUCUCCAUUUCCAGAACAGAACUUUAAAUCCCAGCCUGGCUUGAUAAUUAUUGAAUGUAAUGAAGGUUCAACCACUGCAUUCUGGUGCAUGCUGGGAUACAUGGGUGUACUGGCUGGUAUCUGUUUUAUAGUUGCAUUCCUGUCUAGAAACCUACCAGACAGCUUUAAUGAGGCCAAGUUUAUCUCUUUCAGCAUGGUUGUGUUUGUUAGUGUCUGGCUGGGAUUUAUCCCAGCAUACCUCAGUACUAAGGGUAAAUAUAUGGUAGCAGUAGAGUUAUUUGCUAUCAUUGCUUCAAGUGCUGGCCUGCUUGUCUGUAUAUUUUUCCCAAAGUGCUUUAUAAUUUUAUUUAGACCCAAUUUAAAUACAAAGACAUAUUUGAAGACCAGAGGAACACAGAACAGAUGA
Protopterus annectens (West African lungfish) is the source of this 1014-nucleotide messenger RNA. Its product is annotated as vomeronasal type-2 receptor 26-like. The record is from RefSeq and is a predicted model, not a curated record. NCBI's taxonomy places the organism in Eukaryota, Metazoa, Chordata, Ceratodontiformes, Protopteridae. Gene Ontology annotation, molecular function: G protein-coupled receptor activity. Bases 1 to 1014 code for a protein of 337 amino acids. Gene Ontology annotation, biological process: G protein-coupled receptor signaling pathway. The transcript has 2 exons. Gene Ontology annotation, cellular component: membrane.